Astyanax mexicanus (Mexican tetra) is the source of this 3506-nucleotide messenger RNA. RefSeq names its product centrobin, centrosomal BRCA2 interacting protein (gene cntrob). The coding region runs from base 156 to 3389 and encodes 1077 amino acids. Gene Ontology annotation, biological process: regulation of cilium assembly; mitotic cytokinetic process; centriole replication. The transcript is spliced from 21 exons. The record is from RefSeq and is a predicted model, not a curated record. NCBI's taxonomy places the organism in Eukaryota, Metazoa, Chordata, Actinopteri, Characiformes, Acestrorhamphidae. Gene Ontology annotation, cellular component: centrosome; centriole.
GAGGCGCCCGUUUGCGCUGUGUUGACGGUUGGUGACGUCCGCGGCGUGGUUGCUAUGGCGCUGAUAGGCCCGGGAAACUUGUUUAGCUUUAGUAUUAGCAUUAGCUUUAGCAUUAGCCGCUGAAAGCUGCAGGUCCGUUUGGGACUUCAGGAGAGAUGUCCAUGGACGCAGCUGAAGUGGUCCUGAGCAAUGUGGAGCCACUGCCUUCAUCUCCUCCUCCUUUCUCCUCUUCUUUUCCUUCUCUAACUCGCUCCUGGCCCUCCUCUCCUCUCUCCUCUUCUCGACAGGUCACCGCACACCUCUACACUUCUCUUCAGCGCAGCAAAGAGCAGGAGCUCUGCAACACCAGCACUUACAAUACACGCCAUCCACUUACGGGUACCUCCACUGGCCACUCAGCCAAAGCCAGACAGGUCUCCUUUAAGUCCUCCUCUCCAGAUCUCAGUUCCGCCAUGUCUACAACUGCACGCUCUCUGAGCUCUGACAGGCUGAAUGAGUCUCAGCAAGCAGAUUUUAGCCUGGAUGUACAUUCCUCUCGUGAAGUUGUGCCUGGAGCAGAGGAGGUGCAGACAGAGGCAGAGCUUAUGAUGGAAGAGAUGGACCUGAAGCUGCAAAACAGCGUGCACAACAGUGCAAAAUAUUUGAGUGGCCGGCGGCAUAUUGAAGAGAUGGAGAAUGUGAGGAGUCAUUUACAGACAAUUCUAAGAUCAGCACCAACAGCUACUGACACAGAUGAGCUCCUCAGGCCUGUCUCUCAGCACCUACAGGACGACUCGUAUGGGAGCGACACCACUUCACAUCUACUCAGUGCGGCUCUCUCUUUAGGUGGAGUAGAGGAGUUAUUCCCCCGGUAUUCCCGUCUGCGUGCUGAUGUUAACCCCACCCCCCUCCCCUCCUUGUCUGAGCUACAAGUUAUCAGAGAGAGUCUGGAAAGAGAGAGAGCCAGACGCAAGCAUUCGGAGCAACAGGUGUUGGCCCUGCAGAAUAAAGCAUUAGCGCUGCAGCAGCAGUUAGCACUGGCUGUGUCUGCCGACCGCAAAAAGGACAUCAUGAUAGAACAGCUUGACAAGACGUUAGAGAAGGUGGUGGAAGGGUGGCGUCGGCACGAGCGAGAGAAAAGUGAUGGAGUGAGGCGUCUGCAGGAGGAGAAGGAGGCAGCAGAAAGCGCACGGGACAAACAGAGAGAGGCUUUGGCGUGCUUUGAGAAGAGUCUGUCAGAGGCAGCAGAGACACUGGAUAAAGAACAGAAACGUAACGAGGAGCUCCAGAGCUCCAAUAAACAACAGGAGCGUGAACUGGCCGAGCUACGUGUGCGCGUGGAGGAACUGCGUGUGCGUGCAGAGCAACGACAGUCUGAAGCAGAAGAAGAAAGAGCCAAAGCAGAGAAACUCCAAAAACUCUCACACACACUGCAGAGCCAACUGGAUCAGCAGAACCAGCAGAGCAAAAACACACACGCACAGCUGCAGCAGGAGAUUACACACCUCACACAGCAGUUGGAAAGAGAGCAGGAGCGAGUGGGCCUGGAAGUGCAGCUUCGCGAAGAGGCCCAGUCCACAAUAAAACAGUUGCAGCAGGAGCUGGAAGAGACCAGACGAGAGAGAGAUGCAGCCAGGGUUGACCGAGCACUGGACCAGGCUCGUUUUGAGGCUCAGCGCUCUCAGUGGGAGGUGGAGCUCAGACUGUGUGUGGAGCAGCAGGUCACCGAACGACUUGCAAACAUACAGCAGGAGAACAGUAUUGCCACAGCUAAACUUCGAGAACAACACAGGAAGCAGUUGUUGGAUCUGAGCGCUCGUCACGAGCGGGAGCUUUCGACACAGAUGGAGGAGUUCAGGGUGCAGUUAGAGGAGAAAGAGGAGAAACAGCAGCAGCUCUCUCUGCACUUUAACAACAAGAUAACAUCGCUACAGGAAGAGAUGCUUUCCAUGGAAACCUGUAAAAGGAGGCUAGAAAGUCAGAGGGAGGAGCUAGUUUCCCGCCUGCAGGGGAUGAUGCGCUCUCAUUGGACAGAGACUCUGAGGCUUCUGAACAAUCAGGAGCAGGCUGAAGGGAUAUUUUCUCCGUUGUCAAUGUGGGGCGGUUCCAAAACCCACUCCUCUCCACAAGAUCAAGACACAACAAUCUGUAGCACAGUUAACACCCUCGCUCCAGCUCCUCCUCAGGCCGUGGUUCUUCACAUGUCCAGAGAAAAAGAACAAGCGAUGAAACGGGAAGCGGAGAUCAGAAUGGAGAGAGGAACGGGAGAGAGUGAUUUUGGUUUGUUAAAUCACAGUCAUGCGUUCUGCCCUUUGGAGCCAGUGUUGGAUGAUACUCAUCUCACAGCUUUAGGAGGCAGUGAUUUGAGCAGUCUCUGGGAACGGCCUCUUGGUGAAGGAGGAGGAGGAGGAGAAAUAGAGAAACAGAAAGCAGAGGAAGAGAAAGAAAGAAGGUCAAGAGCAAAAGAUUUUGAUAGAACAGUGAGAAGACAAGAAGAAGUAGACAUGGGAUCAAUGGUAAAAGGCCAUGAAGCCAGUUUGCAUCAAACUUUGAAUCAGACGUCAAAUCAUUUUAAGAAUCUGGAUCAUCUGCAUUCAGAUUCAAGCCAUCAGUUUGAACAGUGUGUGAACGUUCAAGCGAAUCAGAAUCCAACGUCGAGUUUCAUGCCCAAUCAGUUACACACCUCCUCAGAUAGACUGACCACUCCAAGUUACAGCUCAGGGAAGGGGGCUGGGAGAUGUGACACAUCUGUGGAGACGUACAGCAGUGCAGGAAUGAAAGCUCUGCCCAUAAAAGAACAGCCUUUGUCAAUCAAAGAUAGAGCUCCUCCCACCGGGAUCGAUGUCUCGUCCCUGAAUGAAGGAAGACAGAAUGAACUGCACUACUACAUAUCAAAGCUGUUGGAACGUUCUCCUAGUGAACUCCUUGAGGAGCAGCCUGUGGAUCAGCGUAAAGCAGAAACACACUCAUCUCAUUCAGGUUUGAGUUCUCAGUGGGAGACUUUCUCUCCUGGGCUGAAACCUCCAUUGAAUUCUCUUCCCAGCCAAACAGAAGCUCUCCCAAAACUCAACAUGCCCUCCUCCACACACUCAUCUACUGCGCCACAGAUCACACACCCGGUCCUGCAGGGGCAGCCUGACCCACAGCUGGAACAACUGGCUGAUCUCCUCCGUCUGACCUUACCUCAGAACCAUUCCAACCAGCAACUCCAGCAGCUACUCAGCAGUCUUAUCAGGUCAGAGGACUCCUGCACUGACCCUGUCAAAGCAAAUCUGGACCGCAAACUAGCUCAGCAUGACAGGAGAGAGCGCCAGCCUCCGUCUCGCUCCGCUCCAAGUGGGCCCUUACGAGGCCGUCGGAAUGGACCACAAAGCCAGCGGUCAGGUUCAAAGGUCAACGCCUGGAGAUGAGUGAGCGUGUGAAAGAAUGAGAAGCUUCUAAGCUAAAUGUAUUUGUAAACUGUUUUUUUAUGUUAUUUUCUCUUAAUUUAUUUAUUUUUAUGUUUUUUAAUAAAACCUUGAUAAUUU